Messenger RNA from Dipodomys ordii (Ord's kangaroo rat), 885 nucleotides. It is a transcript of the gene Kcnk16, whose product is annotated as potassium channel, two pore domain subfamily K, member 16. Gene Ontology annotation, biological process: stabilization of membrane potential; potassium ion transmembrane transport. NCBI's taxonomy places the organism in Eukaryota, Metazoa, Chordata, Mammalia, Rodentia, Heteromyidae. Gene Ontology annotation, molecular function: potassium ion leak channel activity. The record is from RefSeq and is a predicted model, not a curated record. The coding region runs from base 1 to 885 and encodes 294 amino acids. Gene Ontology annotation, cellular component: membrane. The transcript has 5 exons.
AUGCCCCAGGCCGGGCUGCACAGCUGCUGGCGCGGCCGGCUUCUGCCGCUGCUGGCGGCCUACCUCUGCUACCUGCUGCUGGGGGCCACGGUGUUCCAGUUCCUGGAGAAGCAAGCAGAGGCUCAGUCCAGGGAUGAGUUUCAGCUGGAGAAGCUGCGGUUUCUGGAGAACUACACCUGCCUGGACCAGAGGGCCCUGGAGCGGUUUGUGAGGGUCAUCAUGGAAGCCUGGGUGAAAGGCGUGAACCCCAAAGGUAACUCCACCAACCCCAGCAACUGGGACUUCGGCAGCAGCUUCUUCUUCGCGGGCACAGUGGUCACCACCAUAGGGUACGGGAACCUGGCACCCAGCACGGAAGCAGGGCAGAUCUUCUGCGUCUUCUAUGCCCUGGUGGGCAUCCCUCUCAACGUGAUCUUCCUCAACCACCUGGGCACGGGGCUGCGUGCCCACCUGGCCACCCUGGAGCGGUGGGAGGACCAACCCAGACGCUCCCAGCUCCUGCAGGUGCUGGGACUGGCUGUGUUCUUGACCUUGGGGACACUGGCCAUCCUCAUCCUCCCCCCUGCGCUCUUCAGCCACGUGGAGGGCUGGAGCUUCCGAGAGGGCCUCUACUUCGCCUUCAUCACGCUGAGCACCAUAGGCUUCGGGGACUACGUUGUGGGCACAGACCCCAGCAAGCAUUACCUCUCGGUCUACCGGAGCCUGGCGGCUGUCUGGAUCCUCCUGGGACUGGCGUGGCUGGCGCUGGUGCUCUCGCUCGGCCCACUGCUUCUGCACAGGUGUUCCCAGCUGUGGACUUUCUCCAGGGGCCUUGGCUUCAAGGACGGAGCAGCGCCUGACCCUGAGAGCCCCCCCAGACCUCAGAAGAUCCCUAUCUCAGACUGA